This is a messenger RNA of Chrysoperla carnea, 2325 nucleotides long. RefSeq names its product gustatory receptor 5a for trehalose-like. The coding region runs from base 1 to 2325 and encodes 774 amino acids. Gene Ontology annotation, cellular component: membrane. Gene Ontology annotation, molecular function: sweet taste receptor activity. The transcript is spliced from 13 exons. The record is from RefSeq and is a predicted model, not a curated record. Gene Ontology annotation, biological process: detection of chemical stimulus involved in sensory perception of taste; sensory perception of sweet taste. NCBI's taxonomy places the organism in Eukaryota, Metazoa, Arthropoda, Insecta, Neuroptera, Chrysopidae.
AUGAAAAUUGUAAAACCAAUUAAUCGUGUUCAAGAUCAUCACGUAACUCCAAUUAAUAAAAAGAAAUAUGAAAAUGAAAAACGAAAAACAUUCCAUGAAAUAUUAAGACCAAUAUUGAAGAUUGUCCAAUUUUUUGGAAUAUUACCAGUUUCUGGGAUCAAUGAAUCACAGCCAAAUAAAUUAAAAUUUUCUUUAUUUUCAUGGCGAUGUUUACAAAGUAUUGUGUAUGUGAUUGGAAUGUGUAUGCUGGGAUUUGCAGAUAGUUUGGAAUUAAUGGAACAGGCUGAUCAUAUUUUUUCGAUAUGUAAUACAAUGUUACAAAUUGGAUCGUGUAUCUCAGAAUCCAAAAUUCAAGCAUACUUUGAGAUACGAUUUAUUCAUGUAUUUAAUCGUACAUCGUUUGAGUAUUGGAAAGCAAUACUAUGUCAAUUACUAAAUAUAACCGCAACUUUCGUAUGGUCAUUUAUUGACGCCUUUUUAAUAAUAAUUAGUAUGGCGUUAACGGAAUUAUUUGAACGUGUUACGAAUAAAAUCAAAAUAUUUUAUUUACAGGAAGUCGAUGAAUCUAUUUGGUCGAAUAUUCGAGAAGAUUUUAAUAAAGUAACAAUAUUAUGUCGUUUGGUUAAUAAAACAAUGUCUGAUUUAAUUUUACUGUCUUUUACAAGUAAUUUAUAUUCGAUUUGUGCUCAAAUACUUCAUAGUAUUAGUCCCAUGAAAAAUUUAUCUGCAAUAUAUUUUUUCUACUCAAUGAUUUUUCUUCUAUUAAGGACAUUAUAUUUGACAUUAACUUUAUCAAAAGUACAUGAAGCUAGUCGGGAUCCAUUACAAUAUUUAUUUCAAGUACCAAAACAAUCAUAUUGUCAAGAGGUUGGACGAUUUGUUACACAAAUUACAUCGGAAGUGAUUGCAUUAACCGGCAUGAACUUUUUUUCUGUACGAAAAGGAAUGAUUUUAUCUGUAGCUGGAACAAUAUUAACAUACGAACUUGUAUUAAUACAGUUUCAUGAAACUGAUCCUGUUGUAGCAAUUGGAACACCAAAAAAUAUUAGCAAUCAAAUAAAGAACAAAAUGAAACUUGUAAAACCAUAUAAUGGAAUUCAGGAUACAUCAACGGCCAGAAUGGAUACCGGAGCAUUAAAGAAAAAUGUUAAAAAUCCACAAACAUUACACGAAAUAAUUAAACCAUUAUUAACAAUGGCACAAUGUUUUGGGAUACUGCCAGUAAUGGGUAUCAGAUCACCAACACCAAAUGAUUUAAAAUUUUCAUUUCGAUCAUGGCGAUUUUUUCAAAGUAUAUUAUUUUUAAUAGCGAUGUGUUCAUUAGCAUCUGGCAAUUUUUAUCAAUUACAUGCAGAUGGUUUAAAUUUUUAUCGAAGCACAUAUUAUUGGCCAAAAUUAAUGCAAGAAUGGGCAAUUAUUGAAUCUCAAAUGAGUAUAUAUUCACCUAGUUUUAAUUUACAUCGGAGAUUAUACAUAACCGCUGUUGUGAUUCUAGUUUGUGCUACAAUUGAAAAUUCAUUAGCAACAUAUUCAUCAGUUGUAAGUGCACGAUUGUGUGUGUCAAGAGGCACUGCAUUACAGGCUUAUUUUGAAGUACGAUUUAUGCCAGUAUUCAAUCGAAUAGCAUUUGCAUAUUGGAGAGGAUUUCUAUGCCAAGUAAUAAAUAUAAUCGCAACAUUUGCAUGGUCAUUUAUUGAUGUAUUUAUAAUAAUGAUUAGCAUGGCAUUAACGGAAUUAUUUCAACGAAUUGUGAAUAAAAUUAAAAGCGUUCAUUUGCAGGCAACUGAAGAAUCAACAUGGCGUAAUAUUCGAGAAAAUUUUAAUAAAGUAUCAGCAUUAUGUCGAUUAACAAAUGAUACUGUCUCUGAUAUUAUAUUAUUAUCAUUUACCAGUAAUUUAUGUUUUAUUUGUGCCCAAAUUCUGCAUAGUAUCAACCCAAUGAAACAUGCUGCUGAUGCAGUAUAUUUCUUUUUUUCAAUGAGUUUUUUAGUAACAAGAACAUUAUUUCUAACAUUAAUCGCAUCGAAAGUAUAUGAGGCAAGUCGAAGUCCUUUACCACUUUUAUUUAAUGUACCUGGCUAUUCAUAUUGUUUAGAAAUUGGGCGAUUUAUACAACAAAUCACAUCAGAAAUAAUUGCGUUAACUGGAAUGAAUUUUUUUUCUGUUCGAAAAGAAAUGGUUUUAUCUGUAGCUGGAACAAUUAUUACAUAUGAGCUUGUAUUAAUUCAAUUUAAUGCUCAAACCGAAGAUCUAGAUUUACCAGCUCCUAAGAAUGUGACACACGCGCUCAUAUUGCCAAACUGUUCGAAAUAUCCUGGAAAUUAA